GCACAUUUUAACAGAAAUAUACCGGUCGUUCGGAGAGAGGGUGUCAUAAUUAUUACUGUCUCUUUUACUUCUCUAAUGAGUUCUCAAGUUCAACAGUCUAUUACUGAAACGAUUAAACAUCUGGACAAGGAGCUUCGUGAUAUCAGUCUCAAGAUCCACGAUGAUCCAGAAUUGGGCAACCAGGAAUUCCAUGCCCAUGAGCUACUCACAGACUACCUUGAGAAGAAGGGAUUUAAAGUGACACGCAAUGCAGUUGGCCUUUCUACUGCCUUCAUUGCUGAAUUUUCUAACAGCAAGUCGGGUAGACGUGUCGGUUUCUGCUGUGAAUACGAUGCUUUACCUGGCAUAGGACACGGCUGUGGGCAUAAUUUGAUAUCCAUUCAAGGAUUAGCCUGUGCUAUCAGUAUCAAAAAGUUGAUGGAACAGGAUCUAGUCAAGGGAUCUGUUGUUCUUUUUGGCACACCUGCUGAAGAAACAACAAGCGACAAGUUGAACUUUGUGAAGGAGGGUGUUGUUCAGGAUAAAGUGGAUUUUGCCAUGAUGCUCCAUCCUUUUGCUAAAGACGGCUUAUAUCCCAAUAUGUUGGCGCUAGAUUCACUUGAUGUUGAAUUCUUUGGUAAAGCUUCUCAUGCAGGCAUGGCACCUUGGAAUGGUAUCAAUGCAUUGGAUGCCUUGAUGCAAGCAUUUGAUAAUAUUGGAAUGUUGAGACAACAAACAUUACCUACAAAUAGAAUUCACGGCAUUAUUACCAAAGGCGGAGACGCAGCCAACGUGAUUCCUGCUUACGCUUCGGCUAAAUUCUAUGCUCGUUCUCUCACCAAAAAUCAAUUGGCUGAACUCAAGCCCAAGAUUGAAAACUGCUUCAAGGCAGCAGCCCUUGCCACUGGUUGUCAAAUCAAACUCUCCUGGGGCCCCUUGGGCCCUAUUGACGACGUCUUUAUGAAUGACACCCUUACAGCCGUCUAUAAGACGUAUAUGGAAGACGAAGGUGUAUCAUAUCUGCCUCGCACAGAGGAAGAAAAGAUAACAAGUGGAAGUACUGAUAUGGGCAAUUUUAGCUACGUGGUACCAUCUAUUCACCCCGCAUUUGGUAUUUGUACCGAUGCACCCAACCAUAGUAAAGAAUUUACAGCCGCAGCUAGAACCGAAAUAGCACAUAAGCGCACACUCACUGCUGCCAAAUGCCUUAGCUUUACUGCUGCUGAUGUUUUACUCAAAGACGAGCUGUAUGACCAAGUCGUCAAAGACUUUAAAAAAGGAAAGGCACAGUAAGAUACAUGUGCAACCCUUUAAUAAAUAAAUAAGCCUUUCCUUAUGCAAAACAAAUUCUCACGAGUUUUAGACCGC
Molecule: messenger RNA, 1347 nt
Organism: Rhizopus microsporus ATCC 52813
Lineage: Eukaryota; Fungi; Mucoromycota; Mucoromycetes; Mucorales; Rhizopodaceae
Exons: 5
Coding region: 76-1272 (398 amino acids)
Molecular function (GO): dipeptidase activity
Source: RefSeq, a predicted model, not a curated record